This is a messenger RNA of Priapulus caudatus, 1045 nucleotides long. RefSeq lists its product as uncharacterized. The record is from RefSeq and is a predicted model, not a curated record. The transcript is spliced from 2 exons. Lineage: Eukaryota; Metazoa; Priapulida; Priapulimorpha; Priapulimorphida; Priapulidae. The coding region runs from base 55 to 567 and encodes 170 amino acids.
AACAGCUAAGUAGCACAUUUCGCUGUUUAGUAGGACCUGCACUCAUCAGAUAACAUGGCGACCUCCAUGAGUUUUCUUACAGCUUACAGGCUAGGAAAAAUAACACAAAACUUGAAAUUAUCUGGGUGCAGGUUAGGAGCAUCAAUUCAGUGCCAAUUACGUGCACCUACACCAUUACACAAGCUGUUUUCUACAGAUGGUGGUCAAGACCAGCCUAUUCAAUAUUCCACAAGUCUGGCAAAAUCAUGGUCUGUUCGGCAAUCCUUUGGACCAGCUGGUAGUGUUGAAAGAAACUACAAAUAUGAGGCGUUUCGCUUGACUGUCAUAUUAGGAAGUGUAUCGGCGUUUCUAAUCUAUUUCUGUGUAUUACGAGAGGAAAACGAUAUUGACGAUGAACUGGACGUGCCCUUGAUAGAUAGGAUUAAAGGAUUGGAAGAGACUCAACUGAGACAAUCAUUUGAGUACAACAGCUCCAAGGGGCUACCAACGGAGAGAAUCGAACAAAGGCUAAAAGAGAUCGAACUGGAAAAAUCUUAUGAGCAACAGCAGCAGGACAACAAAUUAUGAAUUUAUGUAACAGCAGUGUUGUUCAUUACUAAGUUAGUUAAUAGUUUGCUAAAUGUGUAACGUAAAAAUAUAGAAAUUUUUUAACAUUACUGGCCUCUUAUUGGAUUGUAUUUUUAAACAGAUAGAAAUCCUAUUUAUGUACCUAGUGUCAUGGUUUAGGUUAAAUUAUUACUACAUCAAAACAGCCUAUAAAACCCAGCAUUGCUAUCCUACAGUUGUAGGUACAAUACACUAACAGCAUUGGUCAGUGCCAAGAAUGCACUUCAUGUAUACUCACGAGGCCGUAUUACAUUACUCUUUCUGUCAUUUAGCAUACAUACGUGGUUAUUUCCAUAUAAACAGGAGAAAAUAGUAGAAGUGCAACCCCAUUAUAAGACAAUUGCAUAUAUACAGGAUUACAUUAUAGUGCAGUAAUAAGGAGUCAAAACUUUCUGUUAACCAGAUGGAAAUGUGAAUAAAACUUACGUUUAUACUGUUA